AUGCAAGAUCAGCGGUACUCGACUUCUCCUGGGAUCCAAGACCGGUACUCGACCUCGCCUGGGAUGCAAGACCAGCGGUACUCGACUUCUCCUGGCGUGCAAGACCAGCGCUGUUCGACCUCGCCUGGAAUGCAGGAACAAUCGGGAUAUCAGAGCUCCAAUGGCUACGUGAUGUCCUCCACCGACUUGUCACGGCGGGAACCGUCGGAUUACUCGUCUUCUUCCAACUAUGGCCGGCAUUCCGAGCCUAGCCUUCCCACGUACGAGUCCCAUCAGAACCAGAGAGCACUGCCAUGGCGAGAUGAGCCCGAUAAUGGGUCAAACAGCUACUCGGCUGCACCAGUGCCUGCUGCGUUGAUUCCUGGGAUUGAUCCAAACAUCUCACAGGAGAUCGCGGUGCGUGUCAACGAAGACAGUGGUCGUCGACGGUACAACCAACAAGCGCAAAUAGAGACACCCCCAAGGGGCAGAACCAUGGAUGUCGCUCGGAGAUACGAUCAAGAUGGAUCACCGGCGAGCUACAACGCUCAGCCUCCUGCUCAUGGCAGGAGUCCCAUGACUUACACAGCAGGGCCAUCGACAUCGAGUGUUAACGUAGUGAUCAAGUCGCGGGCAUACUCGCCCAACCCACCCGUUCGUGACCCUAGUCCCAACCCGCCCCAGCAACAUCACAACCCACCCCAGCAGCAACACACCAUCCGCCGCAAAUCAGUAAGCCCCAGACCACCAUCCUCUGAUAGCCGCGCUAUGUCCAGCGUUCCUUUCGGCCCCGACAGCUACGAGGUUCUCAACCCCACCGCCGCCGCUGCUGCCAUGCACGACCCGACCGCUGCUCUGCCGGACUACGACGCAGCCACUGGCAAGAUCAUCACACACGAUGGUCGCGAAGUUGACCCCUCUGACCAUUUGCCCAUGGAAACUUGGGCACCUGAACCGGAAGCGAAGAAGCCGACACAGACAUCUCCCGCUCCUCGUCCUACACCGGGUGGUCCACAACCGCAGCCCGUAUCUUCGACCGGCCGUCGUCCUCUACGCAUCGCUGCCGCCCCCCGUCCACAAAGCUACGUCGCACCUGACUCUUUCGAUUCCCUCACUCCGUCCCCGCCUGUCUCCAACGGCCGAAAUCGCCUCCAAAAGAAACCUCCCCAUCGCAUGUCCAUCUCGUCUGGGUUCUCACCAUCAGAACCAGUCAUGUCUGGCGCCAAUGGUCUUGGUCCCGGAAGGAGGAACAGCAACGUUGGCUUAGACUCUCAGCCUCUUGCUCCCCUGCCUCCUCACCAGGACAACUUUAAUUCCCAAAGAAAUCUCCCACGAGCCUCAACUUUUGACUAUGGCGCCGGGGAGAAUUGCCACCCUUCCAUGCAGGGGACUAUUGGACGGAAUGGGCCUCCUCCUCCGGCUAAGAUCCCUUUGGCGUUGCCGCCUUCCCAGGGGUAUAAUAAUAGUAAUAUGAGCGGCGCGCUGCAGUUGCACAGCAGUAGUGCUGCCAGACGAGGAGGGAUGGAUGAUUAUGAUUAUCAUGACGGUGGGUAUCGGCAUCAAAAUGACGGGUAUGCCAAUGGUGGUGGGGUGGGUGGUGGAAGGGAGUUGAGCCUGGAGGAGGAGUUGAGGUCGAUUGAUAUUGGAACGGGGAGAUCGUCGAGGCGCCAUCAGGGGUAUGCGCAUCAGGGGCAGUGGUAA
Messenger RNA from Podospora pseudocomata, 1680 nucleotides. RefSeq lists its product as uncharacterized. Lineage: Eukaryota; Fungi; Ascomycota; Sordariomycetes; Sordariales; Podosporaceae. The record is from RefSeq and is a predicted model, not a curated record. The transcript has a single exon. Bases 1 to 1680 code for a protein of 559 amino acids.